Galleria mellonella (greater wax moth) is the source of this 1617-nucleotide messenger RNA. Its product is annotated as ice nucleation protein-like. The coding region runs from base 30 to 1412 and encodes 460 amino acids. The record is from RefSeq and is a predicted model, not a curated record. The transcript is spliced from 2 exons. NCBI's taxonomy places the organism in Eukaryota, Metazoa, Arthropoda, Insecta, Lepidoptera, Pyralidae.
UCAUUUCGCACAAUUAACUAUUCGCAAAUAUGGCAGCGAAAUUACUAGUAGCUGUGGCGCUCUUUGCUAUGUGCCAGUCCAGCCCUGUUCUUAUAAACGGAGUACUAUACCGUGAUGGACGUGGCUUCUCUAUCGGCCAGGGCUACAGCAGCACUUAUGGUGGCAUCAGUCAGGCGUCUGGUUCAGCAAGUACUAGCGGUGGUUCCGCUCAAGCCUACGGCAGUGGAUCCACUGGCGCUCAAAUUGCCCGCAAUGACGGUUUCGCAGAGAUCUAUCCCGGACAAGCCGUUGCCCAGGCACAAGUUUACGAUGCUCCUGAAAUACCCUCAUAUGGUUCUGCUAAAGCAGUAGCUGAGGCCCAAAAUGGAGCACCAUACUACCCUGUCCCAGCUCCAGCAACUGUCAUCACCUACGAACAGAACUUUGAAGUGCCCGCUGAAAUCAGUUACGAAAUCCCCGCCCAGGGUCCAGUCUCUGCUCAUUCAUCUGCUGUUAUGAAUGGCAAUUCCGAUUCGGCCAUUUCCUCUGCAAUCACCAAUGGAGCUGGGUCAGCUCAAUCUUCAUCUCAAACCCAAAGAGGCAUUGGCAGCUAUGGUAUUACAUCUUCCAACGCGAAGACUUUCGGUUCUGGUUAUGGAUCCGCUGCAUCAAACGCUAACAAUGGGUAUGGCUCUGCCGUAACUGCUGCCAGGACUCAAGGAAUUGGUGGAUUCGGUUCUGCCUCCUCACAAGCUCAAAACGGCGUAGGUUCGGCUCUAUCGACAGCUCAGACUCAAUCCAAUGGUGGAUAUGGUUCAGCCUCUUCCACAGCAACCAACGGUGAUCUCGAAUCUACCAUUGUCGCUGCCAAGACACAAAAUUAUGGUGCUAAUUAUGGAUCGGCUAACGCAAACGCCAAUGUAAAUGGUCAAUACGGUAGCGCUAUCUCAUCUGCUAAGACGUCCAACAAGAAAGGUAUUAGCUGGCGUUUCGGAACCGCGUAUGAUAAUCCAUCUGGAUCUGCUAACGCCCAAGCCAACACUCAAUCCGGAUACGGCGCUGCCAAAUCAACUGCUCAAACAUACAACAAUGGUUUUCCCCAAGCAGGAUACGGAUCCGCCAACGCUAACGCUGACGUAAAUGGCGCUGGUGCUGGCUCUGCUAAGUCUGCUGCUAACACUAUGGGUGGAUAUGGAUCCGCUAUCUCUAGUGCCAACCUUGGCUCUGGUUACGGAUCAGUUAAGUCCGCUGCCAACACACACGGAUCAGUGUAUGGCGGUUCAAGAACCGCUGCUGACGCUCAGAGCUCUGGAUUCGGCAAUGCCUCUUCGUCUGCUAAAACUCAAGGCUUAACAACUGGCUACAGGAUCGCCAACUCUGCGGCCAACACAUCUGGUUUUGGAUCCGCUCACGCCAAAGCCCAGAGUAUGUAAAUACAAGUUUUACAACUCUAUAAGCAAUGAUAUUAAGACGACUUCCGGCUGUUGGAAAACUUGUCUUGGUGUUUUUGCUACAGUUUUAUAGCAUUUAUAGAUUAAGUAUUUAUUUAUUUAUUGAAUGUGUCCUCUAGUUCAUUUGAAGUCUGAACAUUUGAUAACAUAUUUUGAGACUGCUAUUUAUUUACGAAAUAAAGAAAAA